Messenger RNA from Mustela erminea (ermine), 4396 nucleotides. RefSeq names its product apoptotic peptidase activating factor 1 (gene APAF1). The record is from RefSeq and is a predicted model, not a curated record. Gene Ontology annotation, molecular function: ADP binding; protein binding. The transcript has 28 exons. Bases 638 to 4390 code for a protein of 1250 amino acids. Gene Ontology annotation, biological process: apoptotic signaling pathway; regulation of apoptotic process. Gene Ontology annotation, cellular component: apoptosome. NCBI's taxonomy places the organism in Eukaryota, Metazoa, Chordata, Mammalia, Carnivora, Mustelidae.
CUGGGCCGUCAGCGACCUGCCAGGACCUGAAGUCGAGGCGGAGUCCGGAGUGGCGCCGGACUUCGGCCGGGGUGCAGCUGCCGCUGGAAGGAAAGAGCGAGAGGCUGCUCGAGUGGCCCUCCUCCCUUUGUGCCUGGGGUGGGGUCCACGAAGGGCGGGCCUCAGACCCGGCCUCACCUCGGCGACCCGGGACUGUGUGGUGGGUCAGUGGGGGUGACGUCUACCUCUCCGCGGGGCAGAGGUUUCCGGGGGUCUUGAGGCGCCCCGGACUGAGAAGGCUCUGGAGGGGCACCUGGGAGGCCCGGAAUUGCCCCGGGGCCUCGCGCCGAUCCCUGCGUUCUCUUUAGGAAGCCCCCUUUGCUUACCUCCCCAGCCGCGCCCCCACCCCCCACCUGGACUUCCCAGUCUGUCUGUCCUUGCAGGGCUGUCUUUCCCAAUAAAACCGUUGUGCACAGGUUUGGUAGGCUCCAGGCGCAGUGUGGGGUUUGACCUUACACCCCGAGAUCAAGAGUCAAAUGCCGUACUGACUGAGCCACUGAGGGACCCCUGUUAACGCUUUCUGUGGAUAUUUUUGCAUACAUAUGUGAAUGUCUUGUUGAGCUCAUGGUUGACCGGUCAUCAAAAAAUUUGAGGGAGGAUGGACGCAAAAGCUCGAAACUGUUUGCUUCAACAUAGAGAAGCCCUGGAAAAGGACAUCAAAACGUCCUACAUCAUGGAUCGUAUGAUUAAUGAUGGAGUUUUAACAGUAUCGGAGGAGGAAAAAGUAAAAAAUGAGCCCACUCAACAGCAGCGAGCAGCUCUGUUAAUUAAAAUGAUACUUAAAAAAGAUAAUUAUUCCUACAUAUCAUUCUACAAUGCUCUAAUACAUGAAGGGUAUAAAGAUCUUGCUGCCCUUCUUCAAAGUGGGAUUCCUGUCAUCUCUUCUUCCAGUGGUGGCAAAGAUUCAGUUGGUGGAAUAACUUCAUAUGUGAAGACAGUCUUAUGUGAAGGUGGAGUGCCACAGAGGCCGGUGGUUUUUGUUACCAGGAAGAAGCUGGUGAAUGCAAUUCAGCAGAACCUGCUCAAACUGAAUGGUGAACCAGGAUGGGUCGUCAUAUAUGGAAUGGCAGGUUGUGGGAAAUCUGUUUUAGCUGCAGAAUCUGUUCGAGAUCAUUUUUUCUUAGAUGGUUGUUUCCCAGGGGGUGUACACUGGGUUUCAGUUGGGAAACAGGACAAGUCUGGACUUCUGAUGAAAUUGCAGAACCUUUGCACACGGUUGGAUCAAGAUGAGAGUUUCUCUCAGAGGCUUCCGCUCAAUAUUGAAGAGGCUAAAGACCGUCUUCGCAUUCUUAUGCUGCGCAAACACCCAAGGUCUCUGUUGAUCUUGGAUGAUAUUUGGGAUCCUUGGGUAUUAAAAGCUUUUGACAAUCAGUGUCAAAUUCUUCUUACAACCAGGGACAAGAGCGUUACAGAUUCAGUAAUGGGUCCUAAAUAUGUAGUUUCUGUGGAGAGUGGCUUAGGAAAAGAAAAAGGACUUGAAAUUUUAUCCCUUUUUGUUAAUAUGAAGAAAGCAGAUUUGCCAGAACAAGCUCAUAGUAUUAUAAAGGAAUGUAAAGGUUCUCCUCUUGUAGUGUCUUUAAUUGGUGCACUUUUACGUGAUUUUCCUAACCGUUGGGAUUACUACCUCAGGCAACUUCAGAAUAAGCAAUUUAAGAGAAUAAGGAAAUCUUCAUCUUAUGAUUAUGAGGCUCUGGAUGAAGCCAUGUCUAUAAGUGUUGAAAUGCUCAGAGAGGACAUCAAAGAUUAUUACACAGAUCUUUCCAUCCUUCAGAAGGAUGUUAAGGUGCCUACAAAGGUGUUAUGUAUUCUCUGGGACAUGGAAACUGAAGAAGUUGAAGACAUACUGCAGGAGUUUGUUAAUAAGUCUCUCUUAUUUUGUGAUCGGAAUGGAAAAUCAUUUUGUUAUUAUUUACAUGAUCUUCAAGUAGAUUUCCUUAUAGAGAAGAAUCGCAACCAGCUUCAGAAUCUACAUAGGAAAAUAAUCACUCAGUUCCAGAAACAUUACCAGCCACAUACUCUUUCACCAGAUCAGGAGGACUGCAUGUAUUGGUACAACUUUCUGGCCUAUCACAUGGGUAGUGCCAAUAUGCACAAAGAACUUUGUGCUUUAAUGUUUUCCUUGGAUUGGAUUAAAGCAAAAACUGAACUCGUGGGCCCUGCUCAUCUGAUUCAUGAAUUUGUGGAAUACAGGCAUAUAUUGGAUGAAAAGGACUGUGCAGUCUGUGAAAAUUUCCAGGAAUUUUUAUCUUUAAAUGGACAUCUUCUUGGACGACAGCCAUUUCCUAAUAUUGUACAACUUGGUCUCUGUGAACCAGAAACUUCAGAAGUUUAUCAGCAAGCUAAGCUGCAGGCCAAGCAGGAGGUCGAUCAUGGAAUGCUUUAUCUGGAGUGGAUAAACAAAAAAAACAUCAAGAAUCUUUCCCGCUUAGUUGUCCGCCCCCAUACAGAUGCUGUUUACCAUGCUUGCUUUUCUGAGGAUGGUCAAAGAAUAGCUUCUUGUGGAGUUGAUAAAACCUUACAGGUGUUCAAAGCUGAAACAGGAGAGAAACUGCUAGAAAUCAAGGCUCAUGAGGAUGAAGUGCUUUGUUGUGCAUUCUCUACAGAUGACAGGUUUAUAGCAACCUGCUCAGUGGAUAAAAAAGUCAAGAUAUGGAAUUCUAUGACAGGGGAACUAGUACGUAUCUACGAUGAGCACUCAGAGCAAGUCAACUGCUGCCAUUUUGCCAACAACAGUCAGUACCUUCUGUUAGCCACCGCAUCAAGUGACUGCUUCCUUAAACUCUGGGAUUUGAAUCAAAAAGAAUGCCGAAAUACCAUGUUUGGCCACACAAAUUCAGUCAAUCACUGCAGAUUUUCACCAGAUGAUAAGCUUUUGGCUAGUUGUUCAGCUGACGGAACAUUAAAGCUUUGGGAUGUGAAAUCAGCAAACGAGAGGAAAAGCAUUGAUGUGAAGCAGUUCUUCCUAAAUUCAGAGGAGCCUCAAGAGGAUAUGGAAGUGAUAGUGAAAUGUUGUUCAUGGUCUGCUGAUGGUGCUAGGAUAAUGGUGGCAGCAAAAAAUAAAAUCUUUCUUUUUGACAUUCAUACCAACGGCUUAUUGGCAGAAAUCCAUACAGGCCAUCACAGCACCAUCCAGUAUUGUGAUUUCUCCCCACAAAAUCAUUUGGCAGUAGUGGCUUUGUCCCAGUGCUGUGUGGAGUUGUGGAAUAUGGACUCAUGUUUAAAAGUGGCUGAUUGCAGAGGACAUUUAAGUUGGGUUCAUUGUGUGAUGUUUUCUCCUGACGGAUCAUCAUUUUUGACAUCUUCUGAUGACCAGACAAUCAGGCUCUGGGAGACAAAAAAAGUAUGUAAGAACUCUGCUAUAGUGUUAAAGCAAGAAAUAGAUGUUGUGUUUCAAGAAAAUGAAGUGAUGGUUCUUGCAGCUGACAAUAUAAAACGAUUGCAGCUCAUUAAUGGAAAAACAGGUCAGAUUGAUUAUCUGACUGAAGCUCAAGUUAGUUGCUGUUGCCUAAGUCCGUAUCUUCAGUACAUUGCAUUUGGAGGUGAAGAUGGAGCCAUUGAGAUUUUAGAGCUCCUAAACAACAGAAUCUUCCAGUCCAGGAUUGGGCACAAGAAAACUGUGCGGCACAUCCAGUUCACAGAUGAUGGGAAGACUCUUAUUUCAAGCUCUGAUGAUUCUUCAAUUCAGGUAUGGAAUUGGCAGUCAGAAGAAUAUGUCUUUCUACAAGCCCAUCAGGAAACAGUGAAAGACUUUAAACUCUUGAAAAAUUCAAAACUGCUUUCCUGGUCAUUUGAUGGAACAGUGAAGGUAUGGAGUAUUAUUACUGGAAGAAUAGAAAAAGAUUUUGUCUGUCACCAGGAUACAGUACUUUCUUGUGAUAUCUCUCCUGAUGCUACCAAGUUUUCAUCUACAUCUGCUGACAAGACUGCAAAGAUUUGGAGUUUUGACCUUCUCUCCCCUCUUCAUGAACUGAGGGGCCACAGAGGCUGUGUGCGCUGCUCUGUCUUCUCUGUGGACAGUACCCUGUUGGCGACUGGAGACGACAAUGGAGAAAUCAGGAUAUGGAACGUCUCAAAUGGGGAGCUGCUUCAUUUGUGUGCUCCGAUUUCAGUAGAAGAAGGAGCUGCUACCCAUGGAGGUUGGGUGACUGACCUUUGCUUUUCUCCUGAUAGCAAAAUGCUUGUCUCUGCUGGAGGAUAUCUUAAGUGGUGGAAUGUUGUCACUGGGGAAUCCUCACAGACCUUCUACACAAAUGGAACCUAUCUUAAGAAAAUACACGUGUCCCCUGACUUCAAAACAUAUGUGACUGUUGAUAAUCUUGGUAUUUUAUAUAUUUUACAGAUGUUAGAGUAAAGUAGU